This is a messenger RNA of Pteropus alecto (black flying fox), 822 nucleotides long. RefSeq names its product proline-rich protein 23A. The record is from RefSeq and is a predicted model, not a curated record. Lineage: Eukaryota; Metazoa; Chordata; Mammalia; Chiroptera; Pteropodidae. The coding region runs from base 1 to 822 and encodes 273 amino acids. The transcript has a single exon.
AUGGGCAGGCAGCUCCGCAGCCCCAGCGCCUACCCUGCGCCCUGGUGGAGACCUCAGCCAGGAGAACCCGACCCCGCCAAGCGGCGCCGAACUGAAGAGCCCUCGGGCCCCGAGUCCAGGACGGCGUCCACCCUGCAAGACCCCGCAGGGCCGCCGGCCUCAGGGGCGCUCACUUCCGUGGUGGUCCUGGCCGCGGGCUGUGCCCUGCAGCUACCCCUGGACGACGUCGAUCUGGUGCUGGAGCCCGAACCAACGUCGGUCCUGCAAGUUUCUCUCGGAGAGCACACCCUCCUGCUGGUCCCUGAGGCCCUCCUGGGUUCGAGAGACGAAGGCUCAGGAGGGCAGGACCACUCGCCUCUGGGUCUGGAACCCGGCGCUCUCCCAGGUGCUCCCGGGGAAGACGUCGCCGUCCAACAGGGAUUCUUCUGCGCAUGUGUCCCAGAGAUCGCCGCCCAAGAAGAGGCCUAUGAGGAGGACGUGGACCCCGAGUUGUCGCCGCCUUGGAUGGACCCUGCAGCCAGCUUAGCCACCGGGUUUUGCUCCUCAGCUACUAGGGUAAACAGCCCCGACUCGCCCAAUUCCGACUUGCACAGCCCCAACUCGCACAGCCCCAUCCCAGAGCCCACGCCUCGGGCCCCCACCCCUAGUCCAGAGAGACGUUCUCCUGGUCCCUAUUUCGACCUGGACUUCCACCUUCUGGAGCCCUUCCCGACCUCACCACUCCAACCUCUACCUCCGUCUCCGAGUCCGGGUCCCCACGCGCGCCCACAGCGCCCUCCCGGUCCUGCGCGCAAGGCCCGGAGACGCCUGUUCCAGGAAUGA